CUUCUACCCUCCCACAUGGCCGGACCGCCGGAGCCCCCUCAUCCGCGGCAAAGUGCCCAUGACGACGCGGCUGGCGGCGACGUCGCUGCUCUCUAGAACCCUCCUCCACCGCUCCACAUCACAAAUCCGGAGACCCCUCUCCCUGGGCCUCGAACCAUCCGCAAGAAUCCCCCAGUCCCAGUCAAGAACCGCCUCGUCGACCGCCUCGGGAGAUCCGGGCCAAGAACCGCCGGCUACCAUGGACUCCCCGAUCAAGGUGGUCUCCCACCUCGGGGGCCGAGAAGGAGGAGGGGGCGCAGGUGGAGGAGGUGCGAUCGACGCGGGGAGGUCGGCGCGGAAGCCGCUGAGCCUGUGGCCCGGGAUGUACCACUCGCCGGUGACCAACGCCCUGUGGGAGGCGCGGUCCAGCAUCUUCGAGCGGAUGAUGGACGCCGGCGCCCCCGGUGAGGAGCAGAGACCGCAGACGGAGCUGCUCACCAAGACGCCCGCGCAGAGCCGGACCAUCAUCGUGUACAAGUUCGCCACCGACGACAUCCUUCGGGAGCAGUACAGGGACCCCUGGAACGAGGUGCGCAUCGGGAAGCUGCUCGAGGACCUCGAUGCCCUCGCUGGCACCAUCGCCGUCAAGCACUGUUCCGAUGAAGAUAGCACAACAAGACCUCUUUUGGUUGUGACUGCUUCUGUGGAUAAAAUGGUGCUAAAAAAGCCAAUCCGUGUGGACACUGAUUUAAAGAUAGCUGGUGCUGUUACUUACGUUGGCCGCUCUUCAAUUGAUAUACAGAUUGAAGUGACUCAGGUUGAUCAAGAUGGUGAUAUUCAGUCUGAUCCAAUUGCACUGACAGCUAACUUCACAUUUGUUGCACGUGAUUCUAUGACUGGAAAAUCUGCUCCAGUGAACCGCCUUUCACCGGAAACUGAGAGGGAGAAACAGCUAUUUGGAGAAAGAGAAGCACAUGAUAAGACGAGGAAAAGGAAGAGAGAAGAACAGAAGGGAGGGCUUGAAAAUGGGAUACAUAAGCUUUGUGCUGAGGCUGAGAGGCUGAAUGUGUUACUCGCAGAGGGCCGUGUUUUCUCUGAUUUGCCUGCUUUGGCUGAUAGAGACAGCAUCCUGCUGAGGGAUACCCGCCUGGAGAACUCUCUUAUCUGCCAACCUCAGCAACGUAACUUGCAUGGACGGAUAUUUGGAGGUUUUUUGAUGCACCGAGCAUUUGAGCUUGCCUUCUCAACUGCAUAUGCCUUUGUUGGACAGAGACCUUGUUUUCUUGAAGUCGAUCAUGUUGACUUCUUAAAACCAGUGGAUGUAGGAGACUUUCUUCGAUUCAAAUCAUGUGUCUUGUAUACUCAGCUUGGCAAUCCAGAGCAGCCCCUAGUCAAUGUUGAAGUUGUUGCUCAUGUAACAAGGCCUGAGAUCCGGAAAAGCGAGGUCUCCAACACGUUUCAUUUCACCUUCACGGUUAGUAGUGAUGUGUUGAAGAAUGGGUUGAAGAUUCGCAAUGUUGUUCCCUCUACUGAAGAAGAGGCACGGCGCAUAUUAGAGCGCAUGGAUGCGGAGGGUUUAUUUAACUAGUCCAUCUGCAGAACCAAUUGUUUCAGCCAAAUAUGGUACUUAAUUUCACUUGUCGUACAAAUUAAUGGGAGAUGUAGCGAUGAUUUGAAUAGCAGCAAUCAGCAGAUAAGCAACACGCCGGCAAUAGAACGGCAUAGUUUUAGCUCCAUGGUGCUAUUACACAUUUCUUUUUUAGAGACCAUUGGAGUGUAUAAUAACAUACUCCUCGAGACACAAAAUAUGCUUUUGUGAAAGCACUUCCUUCAUGUUAUUUUUUAUUUCCCUUGAGUGUGUAAUUGCAGUUCCCAUGUUUUUUUUCAA
Phragmites australis (common reed) is the source of this 1867-nucleotide messenger RNA. RefSeq names its product acyl-coenzyme A thioesterase 2, chloroplastic. The record is from RefSeq and is a predicted model, not a curated record. NCBI's taxonomy places the organism in Eukaryota, Viridiplantae, Streptophyta, Magnoliopsida, Poales, Poaceae. Gene Ontology annotation, molecular function: fatty acyl-CoA hydrolase activity. The transcript is spliced from 5 exons. Bases 59 to 1567 code for a protein of 502 amino acids. Gene Ontology annotation, biological process: acyl-CoA metabolic process.